Messenger RNA from Trifolium pratense (red clover), 4260 nucleotides. RefSeq names its product cingulin-like. The transcript has 7 exons. Lineage: Eukaryota; Viridiplantae; Streptophyta; Magnoliopsida; Fabales; Fabaceae. The coding region runs from base 400 to 3987 and encodes 1195 amino acids. The record is from RefSeq and is a predicted model, not a curated record.
UUUAUAUUAUAAUUCAUUGUCAACUCACACUACAAGAAAAUUGACUUCUCGUUCCAUUUGUGGCUGAUGGUAUGAUAUUUAAUUUUGGACUGCAAUACUAUUGAUCCUUCAAAUGAAUGAAAUGAACGAAACUUAACUAGUUGACCAUAACAUGAUAUAAUUGGACCGCACGAACAUCAUAGUCAAAAGCACUUUCAAGUUUCAACUUAUGAUUUCUAAAAUAACCUUCUCAAAAGAGCAAAAGGCUCUUAAAAAACAAAAAUUCAAAGUGUUAGUUAGCUUAACACCAUUUAAAUUUUUGACAAUACCAUAUGUUAUUUAUAUAUAAGCACUUCAUAUUUCUAAAUAUAUGUUGCAUAUAUUUUUUGUGUUACUUUCUUCUCUGCAUAUAGAAUCAGAAUGGCCAUGUCAAGUGACGAAGCUUAUCAUGAAAAUGAGAGACAAGUGAAGGAUAGAAAAGAAAAGAGGAAGUUAUAUCGUUCUAAUCGGCAUAGCAGAGAUAAAUUUCAAGAGAGAUUGGAUUUCAAGUUCUAUGAUUUCAAGGCUCUUGAGAUUGAAAAAGGGUGGAACCAGCUUUUUGUAUCUAUUAUUUCUAUAGAAAAUGGGGAAACCAUAGCCAAAUCUGGGAAAGCAUUAGUUAAAAAUGGAGAGUGUCAUUGGGAAGAGUCUAUGUUAAGUACCAUGUGGAUUUCUGAUUAUUCUCUACAAGAAAAUCAAGGCUGUCUCCUUAAGCUUCUUGUAGCAAUGGGAUCUCCCAGGUUUGGGACUCUUGGGGAGGCUACCAUUAAUUUAGCAGGUUACAUUGGGCAAGAAACUUAUACUGCCUCAUUGCCUUUGAUACAACAUUGUUCACGAGGAGCAAUCUUACAAGUUAAAAUUCAGUGUUUGACACCAAGAAGUAAUUACAGGAAUGAUGCAAAUUCAUAUGGGGAGGAAAUGAGUGUUGGCUAUGAGGAUGUGGACAGCAUAUCCAAUGCAUCUGACACUACAUUCAGCAGGACUAGUGUCUCCUCACAAUGUGACCAAUUAGAAAAUAUAUUUUAUCCUGGAGAACAUUGCAGUAAGAGAAGAGGUCCUUUGACGACAUGUUCAGAUCAUGAUGUUGGCUCUUUGGAUAGUUCCUUUCCCUCUUGGAUCGGAAACUUUCCCCAACAAAGUAAUGUCAAUGUGCAGGAGAGACAAGAUUCUCUCUAUGAUACUUCCACACUGAGACAUGCAUCCUCUACUUCAACAACCUUAAGUUUAGGGACAGAGAUUCAAGACAAAAUGGAAGACUUUGGGAAAAUUCCGCAAGCCGGUGACUCAACAUCAGCACUGAGUGUUUGUUCAUCUAAGGAUAUGUUGGGAGCAGCACAAGUAACAAUUGAGUUACUUCAUGGUGAGGUGAAGAUGUGGGAAGAAAAUUCUAGAAAGCUGAUGACUGAUGUGGAGAGAUUGCGGAAGGAGUUACACAAGAAGUCGAAGCAUAAAAAAAAUCUCGAAAUGGAGUUAUCAACGACGCGCAAAGAGAGCUGUGAUUUGAAGGAAGAAAUUCAACGGAUAACCGCUAUGGUGAAACAAAAUGACAGUAGAAAUCUCAGGCUUCAGAUAGAAGAGAAGGAUAAUGUCAUAAAGGAGUUGGAAGUGAAGCUAAAUAAAACACAGGAGUCGAACAUUGAUAUUGUUUCCAUUUUUCGGAAUUUUGAGAAGAAAGUAGAAAAGCAGAAAAUGGUGAUUGCUGAUCUAUCAAGGACUAGUUUUCAGUUUCAAAAUGCUGAAAAUAAUAGUCAUGGGAUUGAAGACAGUGAAGAAGAGGAUUUCAGUUUGAGCAUAGAGGUUUUGCCGGAGAAUUUCUAUCGUUCAGGUUUUGAUUUCAGUACCAAUGAAAAUGCAAUAAGAUGCUUGCAUGAAGGGAUUGAGUUACAAGAAUUCAGGAACUUGGAGAUUGAGCGUCAAGUCAUGCGAGAGAAACAAAAAAACAUGCAAAGUACCAUCGAGUUUCUGGAGAAAACUCUGGACGAGAAAGAUCAAGAGAUGCAAACGGCUACACAUUUUAUGGCUCAAACUUUGGAAGAAAAUGAGGAAAAAUGGAGUAAUAGACUUUUUGAGAAAGAGAAACAAAUUGCAAGCUUCGAAAAAAAGUUACAUGAUGGUGUUAAUGCUUUCGGCAACGAAAUCUUAGCUUUAACACAAAGGGUGCAAGAUCUUGAAGCUGAAUUCCGUGAGAGGCAAGGAGAGUCCGGAGAGGAUAUUGGCAUUUCUGGUACUUCUCCUUCGAGUUUUCUGCUGUUUAACUUUGACACUGCUAUCAACAUCACUGAAGCAUUCCUAGAGUUAUAUAAGCAGCUUCUUCUUUCGGUAGAAAACCGGAAGGAUCAAGAUUCUCUUCUGUCAUUCACCAAAAAUGAAUCACAGCUUUCAAAAUUUGCUGCCAAAAUAGAUUUUAAGGAAUUGACUGAAGCGAUUUUGUGCACCAUUGUCCAGUUAAAUAAGCUGCUUGAAUCAAAGGAAACAUCCUUUGAAAAUGAGACGAAUCUUCAACAAUUCGAAGCUGAAGUUGCACAGUUAUCAGAACAGAUAUCUGGCUUGGAAGCUGAAGUGAAACAUUUGAAUGAAGAAAAGGAGUUAUCUCAAUUGGCGCUGGAGAAUUCUGAAAAUAUUAUCACAUAUCUCCAGGCUGAGAUCAGGAGAAUGGAAAAUAUUACCGCGACACAAAAAGUCGAUUUGAAAAUAAUGGGGGAGAGCAUUCAAAAAAAAUGGACAGAAGCUCAAAAGGAAUGUGAUUUUCUGAAAGGAUCCAACUUAAAAUUACAAGCUACAAAUGAAAAUUUGAUUCAAGUAUCUAAAACUCUUCAGACGUCAAAUGGUGAGUUAAGAAUGCAAAACUUGGCGUUGCACAACCGAUAUACAGUAUUGGAAUCUAAACUAGAAGAAUCACAAGUUGCAUUUUCUGAUAUAAUGAAUUUAGUUGAAGAUUUGGAGUGCAAAUUUACUUCAAUGCUGGAAGAAAUUGCUUCGAAAGAAAAAACAAUGAAUGUAGACCUAGAAGCACUUCUUCAGGAAAACAUAAAGCAAAAUGAAAGGUUUACUAUAGAAGAAAGAUUUCUAACACAGAUGUAUAUGGAAAAAGCAGCUGAAGUGAGCAACUUGCAAAGAGAGGUUGAGCAGCUAACAGACCUGAUAUCUAACAUUUUUUAUAGACACGAGAUAAUAGCCUCGAAUGUUGUACUUGUUGUCUAUGAUUUAUGUUCUGAUAAAGCUAUGACUGAAGCUAAUCUUCAAGAAGAACAGGAGAAAGUAAAGCUAUGUGAAGCAAAGCUUGAUAACCUUCGAGCAGAAUAUGAGGUCGCGGUGUGUAAUUAUAGUAAAGAGCUUGCUGCUAUGAAGGAAAACCAUGAAACUCUGAUGGUUAAUCAUGAAAAAGUAGUUGUUUUGUUGGGAAAAUCCAAAUUGAAUGAAGAGAAACUGAAGGGCAUUGUUAAAGGGCUCGAAGUGGAGCUGAAGGUCUCAGAACUAGAGAGGCUACAAGCAACAGAAGAAAUUUCUGAACUUGAAGUUCAACUUCUGAAAACUGAAGUACUUCAAAAUGAAAACUUCAUCCUCAAGAAAUCUCUAUAUGAAGUAGAAAAUGAAUACAGAAGACUGGAAGCUUCAUAUCAGAUACUAUCCUUAGAGUACGACGUGAUGAAGGCUGAGAAAGUAUCCUGCAUGCAAAGACUCUUAACCACUGAGAAAGUUACAUCAGAGUUGGAGGAUUGCAAACUUAGAAAAGUUGAGCUCGAGGACAAAAUAUUUCAGCUGGAAUGGAAUCUAACCACCAAAGAAGCUUCUUGGCAUAAUAAUGCUCGGUUAAAGUAUGAACUAGCUCAAGUGACAAGAGAAAAUGGUGAGCUAUGCAAGAAGAAAGAUUCGCUUCAACAAGAGAAUGAAGAUUACCAGAAGAAAGUUAAAACUCUUGAAGAAAAGCUGAAGCAAAAAGAAGAAAAACUAAGACCAAUAUAUAUUUGACAAAGAAUGUAGUACUUCUACAACUGCCCAUGAUAAUUUCAAGCUGUCACAGUUAUGCACAAAGAACUUAUCUCUAAUUUAUUUUGUUUAAGCUAUUAUAAUGUGUACUUAAACUCAGCGAGAGGCGACUUUUAGUGCCACAUAUUUCCAGCGAGAGUCCAUUUCAUUUUUCCAACAAUCACUAUAGUCAAAAAAAUAGAUUUUUUCUUUGUAUUUUUGAAAAUAGAUUUUACAAAACCGUUUUGAAAAUAAAUUGGUAUUACCAAGGUGUUC